CAAGAUUAAAAGCUGUAACAGGAAAUGUACUUGUGGGACAGAGACCGAAUGCAGAAUACAAGCGUUUAUUUGCUCACAUUCUACCUUCAACAGUAACAGCAAUCAGUAAUUAACCAGAGGGUAUCAGUGAUUUUGUCAUGAAAAAGAAGAAGAGCUGAAUGUUGAGGAUAACAACUUGGAUGCUGAAGAAAAACCCUGAUGGUGGGAAAGAAAACAUUAUAAGCAAAAUUCAAGAAACAAAAGGAGGAUCAACCGGUGACAUCAGCAUUCAAUGAGACAACUGCCCUGCCUUUUACCAGAUCUUCUAGACCAAUAGCCUGUCUGAAGUCAGGAGAUCCUUCUAGUACCAUGGCCCCCAAUAUUCUCUCAUUUUUCUCCUCUGUAUACUCCAUACAAAUAUUUUCAUGUGCUAUAAUGCUUUGUGUGUUUUAUGAUGUCAAAGGUGAGAGCUCAUGGUUUAACUUGUCUUCUGUACAUCCUCUUCUGGUGCCUUGUAAAUGAGACAAAAUAAGGCAAUUUCUUGUUCAUUAGGGAAUCUCAAUCUGUCUUAAUACUCUCAUUUACUUAUUUGGCUGAUGCCUUUAUCCAAGGUGACUUAAAACAUUUAUGAUGCAAUUAAUACUCCACACUGGUAAACUCCAUACUGCAGCUCAUUAUUUUUCCUUCAAAGGUCUUCAUGUUUACUAUUAUGAAUUUAGGUGUGUUCAUGUAUAUAUAUGUUUAAUAUUGUGAUGUUUUUUUGUUUCAGUUAUUACAUGACACAUUUUAUGUAUAUCCUGUUACAUGUACAAUUACAUUUUGUUGCUUUGAAUGUUAUGCUAUUCCUUGUUCUUUGCGGGAGGAGGACACCCUGACGUCAUGACUACUGAACCCACCCUCUGGCUAUAUAAGUCUGCGAGGAAGGCUCAGGAGUCAGGGAUCAUUCAUUUUUGGUGGAGUUCUAUAAGUAUUGUUUGCUGAUUGAAUUUAUUAGAUGUUUUAUUACUUCUUGCUCUGUGUUUAGGAUUCUGAUUUUAGAAUUAAUUUUGGGCAUUAUUUGCUUGGGAUUAAUUUUAGGAAACAUAUUGUUAAUCUCUUUGCUCUGUUGAGCAUUUUUAUGCACUUUGCUAUUUUUUGUAAAUAUAUCUUUAAUUUAUAAAUAUCCUAUAUUAUAAGGACUGGAUGAAAUACCAGUGGUAGUGGGGAAGAAGGAGUAGAUGUGUUUUGGAAUCUAAUGCAGAAGAGCUAUGAAAUGAAGAGAACACCAGAGUAGUGGAGAAACAGUAAGGUUGUACCUAUUAGUAAGGAGAUGUAAGAUAUUUAGGAUUGUGGAAACUACAGAGGGAUAAAGCUGACGUCAUACACAAUCAUAAUAUAGGAAAUGUUUUUAGAAAAAAGGCUUAGGGAGAGUAUACCAUAGGUAAGGGGCCAUUUGGUUUUUUAACAGGGAGAGGAAUAACUGAUUCAGUCUUUACAUCGAGACAGCUCAUAAAAAAGCACUGAAGAAAAACACAGAUGUUUGUGUAUGGUGUUUAUUGAUUUGGAAAAGGCUUAUGAUAGAAUGCAAAUGUCAAGAGGUCUGGAGGUGCAUGAGUGAGAAACGAGUGCCAGAGAAUAAUAGGACAUUGACCAGGAUAUGUUAUGAGGGAGUGAGGACUCAGUGAGGAGGCAUUGUUGAUGUAACAGAAAAGAUACCAGUUAAAGUAGGUCUGCACUGGGGAUCAUCUUUAACUCCUUACCUCUUUGAUCUGUUAUGAAUAUUGAAAGAGGUAGUUGAAGGAAUAGAAAAGGACCGAAAAAGAUGUAGGAUUGAAGAUAAAAAGGAAAAAGAUAGAAUAUAUCAGGUUUAGUGAUACCCAAUACUCAUACAUUAGCCUGCAGGGAGAGCUAUUGAUAAGAGAUUUGAAAGAUUGGUUAGGAGGUGAAAUACUGAACUAUAUGGAGAUGGUUGAUCAGGCACAUUAACCCAACACAGAAAUGGGAAAUCAAGAAGAAGAUAAUGGGCCUUUUGUUUUUUAUUUUAAUAUAAGGUGAGGGUUUAUGGUCACCCCUUCUCUUGUGAUGCUUUCUUUAGGUGUCUUGCCAGAUUCCUGCUUUUGGGAUCUGCAUGAGGUAUCUGGGGCCAGGCUAAGUUAAGGAGAGGCUAUUCUGGGCAGGACAGUGAAGUUCUUGGGCUGCUUGAGUAACUUCUUUUGGAAGCUUCACAUCUUUGUGGAAGUUUCCACAUCAGUUAUUUUAGAAGCAAAUAUUCAACACAUAACUUAACUGCUAUUGUCUAAUGACUCAUUUUUUUCUAUAAUGAAGACCUCUGCUACCUAAUUCCCAUUCAGCUCUCACAGUUUAACAAGUCUUUGUUUGUCAUUCAAAUGUGAUGCAUUUGUUUUGUUGAAAGAGGGGUCUAUUCUUCACAACUUCCUUUUCCAUUCAGCUUUCCAUUAUUUUAUUUUGUAGUCCAUUCUUCAAAGAUGUCAGAAACUCCUAUUGCAUUGUGCCACUGCAGCUUCAUAACUAAUGCAAGUUCUACCCUUGUAAAAUUGGAGAAAGAGGUCAAGACAUUCCAAAAGACUGUGUUGCUGUACUCGGAUAGAAAAGUCCAGCCCUCCAAUUGUUCUCAUUCUCAGAGUGCAGAGUGCCUUUUAGAGGAGCUGGAAAUGGGGAGCAACUGUUUAAAUUUGAGGCACUUUGAGUCACCACACUAUUUAAACUAUACUGACAAGAUGAAUAGCACUAGGGCUGAUUGGUCUGAAAAAAAGAACUGGACUGUAAAUGCAACAGCCGAGGCACAACUGACAUCUUUUUCAAACAUGAACCCAAAAGAAAUCCACGUCACAGUAAAUAAGACGGUGGUUGUUGAUCUUUUCCAUGAUGUUGUCAUUCCUUGUACCUUCAAUGGAUCCAUUGAGCUACUGAGCUCUUUUGUGUACUGGACAAAGAGGAACUCCUCAAAAACCUCCAUUAUUAUGGCUUAUGAGAAUGGAACCAGGCAGCCUGGGAAAGAAUCCCCAAGUUAUAGGAACCGAACCCAACUUAUGUUUGAUACCACAGUGGGAGACGCCUCCUUGUUUCUAAGGAGAGUAUUGUUGACAGACAGUGGAAGCUAUGUUUGUCGAGUUGGUAGCUUCAAAAGUGGGACCUUUGGUGAAGCAGGAAUGAACCUGACAGUAACUGCAUCUUCAACAACUUUAAUUGUGCAGAAUGAGGACAAGAAUUUGACUGUUUCUUCUUCAUACUGGUUCCCGGCUCCAGAAAUUCUCUGGCUAGAUGACAAAGGCCAAGACAUUACUAACCAUUCUUGUUACCAUAUUACAAACACUGCUGAUGGUUUGUAUCAUAUUACAUCAUGUUUUCAUAUCGGUAAUGCUGACAAGAUGGAUUUUCUCAUCUCUUGCAUCAACCCUGUCAGUAAAAAGAACACAUCAGUCGCCUACAGUUGCAAAGCGACACAUCCUGGUUCUCAGUUAUCCAAACAGACAGCAAUAUUGAUUGCUUUAGGUGUACCUGCACUGAUCUGUUUAGUGAUCGGUAUACUUAUAUGGAAGCGCUACUGUGCAGGAUCAAAGAAAGAUGACCAAAGUAUAGGAGAUAUGGCUUUGAUUAACAACAAUCGAGCAAAUUCAAUGGAAGAUCUUCGAGUAAAUAUGUGAGACGGCCGUUCCUCCUGAACACAGAGGUCAUGAGCCACACUGAGCCAUCUCCACUUGCUUCCUUAACAUGAUGUCAUUGGAUAAAGCUUCUAGUUACCUUUUCUACAUAACAUAUUGUUUUAAAUCUUUAGGCUUAAUCUAAAAUAAUUUUCUUGAUUGUACCAAGAAUUUGACAAUAUUUGACUUCACUUUGACUGUAUAUGUGACAAUGUACCAAAUCAAAUUCAAAUUUAGCUGGAUUUGAUACAGAAGGGAAACAGAAAACCCACUGAUAACUCUCAUAAAAAAUGCUGAGGUAAAGAAGCAAAGUCUACAGGUUUGACCACUGACAUUAGAAUAGAAGAAAUCAGAAACUAGAACAGCUUGCCAACAAGUCAGCACUCAGACUAGUGGUAUCUCCAACAAAAAGAUAUCAUGCUUGACCUAGAGAUUACAGUGGCACUAGAAAUAAUAGUGUUCAUUUUUUUCCUUCUUCAAGGGUCUAUUGAUUGUCCAAAACCCCAAAUCCCAAAAAAUACACAACUCAGAAAAAGGCAAUUCAUUGCCUGUAACUCCUUAAAUGUUCUGGUAGUGUUAGGUGAAGGGACUCAGGGCUUCUCCACUUUCAUUAAUGUAGAAGAUGGGGGUUGAUUAUAAUGUGUUAUGCUGUUUUUAAAAUAUAUGAGUUUUAUUAAUUACUUUAACAUUAAAAUGGUCAUCUUUUUUUAAAUUAAAAAUAUUUCAGAGAAAAGGGUGCUAUUAACAUUUCCUUUUGAAGUCCAGACCACAAUGUUAUCUGUUGUGAUCCUUCUUGAGUAUUCUUUUGCCAUCUAUAAACAAAAUAUAUUAUUAUUAUUAUUAUUAUUUGACAAUGUAAACCAUCAGAUCCUGCUUUCCACCCUCUCUAACUGAGGCAUCACUAGGGCUGCUUUAAGAAGGUUUGAUUCCCACCCCUCGCACAGAUCGUGUCAGAUGUCUUGGAGGUGAGAGGUGUCAAAAUUACAUCACAUAAGCACAGGGGUGCCCUAAGGAUUGGUGGUGGGUCCUUUCCUCUUCUUGUAACACACCUCCAUACUAAGUCUUAUUAUUCACUGCCAUGGCUUCUCAUAUCACGGUCUCAGCAAGAAUCUCAGCACGUCUCACUGACUUCUCAGCUUGGAAGAAGGAAAACAGCUUUAACUCAAUCUAUUUAAGACUAAGUUCAUUACCUUUGAACAGUGAGUUUAAAAUUUUAAUUUAGUUGCUUCACAGCACCUCCUUCUUGUUAACAGGCUACCAUUGUCAGCAGUUAGAUUGAGGAUGGUACUUUAUUAUAAUUAAUUUAAAAUCACACGCCUCAUACAGGACCCAAACCAGUCCACACUAAGUGGGUAUGAUGUUUUCUCCAAUCACAAUAUAUUACAAUAUAUUAUAGGUAAUCAUUCACUGAGGGCUUCUAUACUUAGAAGGGGAAAAUUUAAGACAAGUUUUGAGAAACUAAUAGGUAUAUUCUAUUCAUGUGCAAAGUAGCCAAAGAAAUGUACAUUUUUUACAAAAUGUUGGUGAUUAUUUUUCCUGGAAAUUUUUAAGACUUGGAUUGAAUUUUACUUUUUUUGGAUUGAAUUUCUUAGUUAAAUGUUCCAAUUUAAAAUUUUAUCUAUGUAGUCAUUUAUUCAUGAAAACUGAAUUUUUGUUGUUGUUGUUAAAUGAUUAUACUGUAUGAGUCUACUUCAGCAUUUUUUUUUUAAUGAGAAUGAUAAGUGAUAUUUAUGGGCACUAAACACUUAAAAUAACUUUGCACAUCUGAGUAUCAUUCAUCCUUAUGUGGAUUCAAACCUGUGCUCAAUGUUGCCAGGAUGGCCACUGCAACUCUGAAUUGGACUGAGUUAGUCUGAUAGUGUUAUGUUAUUGUAAAUAGCAGUUGCAGUUGUAAAGCUAAUGGCUGAUUUGGAGGUCAUAAAAAAUGUCAAAUAAUGGUGUAAGUAAGCUAGCUGCAAAAAAAGCUGUUUUCCUGCUAUCAGAUAAAAAAUGUACAACAUUACAUGUUUUAAUCCCUUUUUUUUUUUUACUUUUAUGCACUUUGGGCAUCACAGUGUAGUAAGCCCUACUAGACCUAUAGGGGAGUAAGCAUCUUUUAUCUUGGAGCGUUUUCCCCUCUAAAACAAAAAAGUUUUUUAUAUACUGAACAUGGGCGGCACGGUGGCGCAG
This is a messenger RNA of Erpetoichthys calabaricus (reedfish), 5789 nucleotides long. RefSeq names its product V-set domain containing T-cell activation inhibitor 1-like. The coding region runs from base 2445 to 3623 and encodes 392 amino acids. The record is from RefSeq and is a predicted model, not a curated record. Lineage: Eukaryota; Metazoa; Chordata; Cladistia; Polypteriformes; Polypteridae. The transcript has 8 exons.